CUUUGGGCUCCCCCGCAAGUCAAGAACUCAGGUAGUUCACCUCCUUGGCUCAACUCCCUCACCGUGAAUUUCAAGCAAGACCCUUCUUGCCCAACACCCAACCGCGGUUGCCGUUCUCGGGCGGUCAGGCAGGUCGCACCUUCCCCACGACUUGAAACUGCCAGGCGACCAUCCCGAUUUCCUCGGCGGCAGGCAGGUGCAGGCCAAACUCUGCCCCGACUGUACCCGAACCACUGUUCUCGCGUCCUCCGACUGAGUACAUCGCGCCAUUAGCAACAGCCUCACGAUGGGCGCCACAAUACCCCGGCACCGCUUGUUCAGCAUGCGGAACACCUUAGUAAGGGCGCUUAUACUCGCCAUCGCCAUGUUUACCAUCGGUGGAAUAUUUCUUCCGCCCGACGUCGACGUGAGAGCAGCCAUCCUGAAAACGGCUGCCUCGGCGCGCGAGGCCAUGACGCUGCAAACACCAAUAAGCCGGCCUGAAUCUGCUGGCUGGGGCCCUGGAGGAGAGCCGGUUGAGCAGGAUGCGGAUGGGGAGGGAGCAGAACCGACGAUAUCGAACUCGUCCCACGUCAUGACUUGCGGGUACGACAUGGAACGUCUCAGAAGGUGGCAAGAACUGUACGGCCUCGAAGAAACCUUCGAGUACACGAAGCGCUAUGUGCAGUCCAGCCGCCAGGACAUUCCAAGGAAAUCAGUCACGCACCUUGACCAGGACUUCCUCGCCGACGCCGUCAAGGUGGUGGAUGUGAACAGGCAGUACCAGGCUGAGACGUGCCCGGAACCCCUCGUUGCCCCGGUCACCAUGUCCCCGUUCCCGGCCACGGCCAACGCAUCCGACUUCAUGUUCGGUGUCUCGACUACCUACAAGCGAUUCGUUGACAUACGCACAAGCCCAAUCAACGAGUGGACUUACUGGCUCACGGACGGCAAGGGCAAUUCCAACGGUGGAAAGCUCGUGCUGCUCCUGCUCGACGCUACAGAUGAUGAGCUCGAGGAUGCGUACAGCAAGCUCGCCAAGGUCGGCAUCGACGUGGACGUGUACCGCUCAGAUCCGAAUCUCAUCAUGGCGGUACGGUACCUCGCUCUUGCGCCCAGGUUGUACAACCACCCCGAGCGCGUCAACAAGAAGUGGCUUGUUGUCUGCGACGACGAUACCUUCUUCCCAUCCUUCAAUGCACUCGCCGACAGGUUCGCCCAAUACAAUCACGAAAUGCCCAUGUACAUCGGUACCUUCUCCGAAGACGUCAACAACAUCCAGCGACACGGAUCACAGGCAUUUGGCGGCGCCGGCGUGUUUCUCAGCGUGCCCAUGGCUGCGAUUAUCGCCGAGAGGUUCGAAUCUUGCAGCAGCGACAACAAGAUCCGCGAAUCCGACACGGGCUGGGGCCCGCAGGGCGACAUCAUGCUCCGCAUGUGCAUCUACGACAACUCCGAGGUCAGGCUCACCCUUCUCAAUGAGCUCUGGCAGCUCGACCUCUUCGGCGACCCGUCGGGCUUCUACGAGUCCGGCAUCCGGCCGCUGUCUCUGCACCACUACCGCGGCGGCAUCUGGCACAUUGCCCAUCCGUGGCACUACACCAAAGUUGCGCAUGCUUGCGGCGAGGACUGCUCGCUGCAGCGGUUCCAGACGGCCGACGAUUUUAUCAUCUCCAACGGAUACAGCAUCGCCUACUACCCCCGGGGCAUCGACUUCGACCUGGACCAGUUCGAGGCCACCUUCCGCCCUGCACCGGACGACAAGGGGUAUAACCUCGACUUCAUGAUGGGCCCGCAGCGGCCGCCGCUGCGAAAGUCGGGGCGCAAGAUCGCCUGGGAACUGCUCGAGGCGAAUGUCAACGAGGACGGCAGCGUCAGCCAGGUGUACGUGUCCAAGCGCAACGACGGGCGGUGGACGAACGGGGAUGGGUCGCCCAUGAAUAACCGGGAUGGCAUCAUCGAGCUCGUAUGGCUGCCAGCAGAGUAACGGUGUCGGUGGUGUUUCUUUUGUUUUCACUUCGAUCUUGAUGCCAAAUAUCAUCAUUCAACCCCUUUAUUGCUUUUGUUAUUUUGAGUUUGGGUGU
Chaetomium fimeti is the source of this 2063-nucleotide messenger RNA. RefSeq names its product glycosyltransferase family 31 protein. The transcript has a single exon. Gene Ontology annotation, molecular function: acetylglucosaminyltransferase activity. The record is from RefSeq and is a predicted model, not a curated record. Gene Ontology annotation, cellular component: membrane. Bases 287 to 1966 code for a protein of 559 amino acids. NCBI's taxonomy places the organism in Eukaryota, Fungi, Ascomycota, Sordariomycetes, Sordariales, Chaetomiaceae.